AAGCUUGUACCUUUAAUCAUGCAGUUUGACGUUAAUCCACUGACACUGCGAAGAUCCUUGGCAAAUGCGGUACUUUCUGCGAAUCAUAAGGGAUCCGAUGAACUAAGCCUUCUAAUGUAUAAAGAUCCACCAACUGAAGAUGUCACACUGGUCGAAUUUGAACAGUUGGCUUUGCGUCGCCUGAAGGUUUUAAGAGCUGUUGAAACGGCGAAGGAGCAAUUCCCUCGAAAUCUGGAAGAGUUCAAAGACGCUUUAUCGAGGAACCUCUCAAAACUGAUGCCUCUUGCUUGUGGUAUAUGUCGCCCUGAAAAUGUUGCUGAGGAAAGCAGAUGGGAUCUUGCAUCUCAUUAUAUACUUCGCUUAGCUUUCUGUAGAGUACCAGAGCGAGCAAAAUGGUUCAUUCAACAAGAGUUAGAAUUGUUCAGGUUUAGAUUCCAAAGGGAGAUCAAAAAUCGGUCCUUAAUUGCGCGUUUCCUUGCAGCAAAUGAUUUUAAGUUCGAUGUCUUAACCACAGCAGAAAAAGAUGAUAUUAGCAGUGAACUUUCAAACGCAAAUCAGAUAAGUGUCCAAAAAGCACGAUGUAUUGAUUUCUGGAAGGCUCCGUUUUCAGUAGUUAGUGAUUAUUUGAAAGGAUGUCCGUACAUUUGGGACGGAUUUGUUUACCUUUCUCAGGAUGACCUUGUUGGAGUUGUAUGUUCACAGUUCAGGAUGAUGAUGUCAGCGUCAAUGGCAAAAGCAAGCAAAUUCAUUGGUUUUGUUGAAGAAGAAGAAGAAGAUCGCCUUUUACCGUUAUUGAGUGGUUUAUCUGAUAGAAGUUGCCAUCUUGGUAAGCAGUAUGACGGUAAAGACGGGAACAAGAAAGUGUCACCAGAAACAAUUGAUCAGGCAAGUGAAUUUACUGAUAGUUCACUCUGUCGGAAUGAAGCUAUAUCUCGUUGUAUUGAUGAAUUUGUGUUCAAGCUGGCAGUUAAAUCGUUCCCCUUGUGUAUGCGCCACAUCCAUCAGUGCCUGCGUACAAAUCAUCACCUUCGUCAUAACGCUCGUAUGCAGUACGGAUUAUUUUUGAAAGGAAUUGGAUUAUCUUUAGAGGAUUCCUUAGCAUUUUGGAGAGCCGAAUUCACCAAAAAAAUAGAUAAGGAGAAAUUUGAUAAGCAGUACGCCUAUAAUAUACGGCACAAUUAUGGGAAGGAAGGACGACGUGUUGAAUAUUCUGCAUAUUCAUGUACGAGAAUCAUUUUAGGUGCUGCUCCUUCUCCCAUCGAAUGUCACGGUUGUCCGUAUAAACAUUGCUCUCCAGAAAUAUUAACACAACGGUUAAAGAGCGUCGGAUUGUCUGAGAACUAUAUCCAAAAGGCAAGUAUGUGUGCUCAAUACGACAAAGCGUGUACCGCUUACUUCGAGUACAGCCAUAAACUGGACGACAAUGCCCUCGGUACUGUCAUAACUCACCCCAACCAGUAUUUCGAGUUGUCGACAGAGAUAAUCGAGGGCAGAAAAGUGAUAACUGAUCCAUCACAAGAGGUUGUUGCGAUGACUAAGCAGGAAGAAGAGGUACAACCAAUGGAGGAAGAUGAUCAGGAACUUCUGUCUCUCAGUUGA
Enterobius vermicularis (human pinworm) is the source of this 1599-nucleotide messenger RNA. Lineage: Eukaryota; Metazoa; Nematoda; Chromadorea; Rhabditida; Oxyuridae. The record is from the annotation of a GenBank genome assembly.